Molecule: messenger RNA, 3017 nt
Organism: Amaranthus tricolor (Joseph's coat)
Lineage: Eukaryota; Viridiplantae; Streptophyta; Magnoliopsida; Caryophyllales; Amaranthaceae
Product: ETHYLENE INSENSITIVE 3-like 1 protein
Exons: 2
Coding region: 316-2493 (725 amino acids)
Cellular component (GO): nucleus
Molecular function (GO): DNA binding; DNA-binding transcription factor activity
Source: RefSeq, a predicted model, not a curated record
CUUAAGACAACCCCACAACUCCAUUCACUCCUCCUUUUCUUCCCUCCCCUUUCCCUCUUCAUUUUGUCCACCAGCUCUUUCUCUCUCUUCUUUCUCUCUCCUCUUUCUCUCUCUUCUUUAUCUUUCUUUCCAUAAACCUUAGCACUUCAGAUCAUCCAUGGGUGAAACUUAAAGGUUAGGGAUUCAGUAAUUUUGGUGGAUUUUUUUUCCUCUAGUGGGUAGUUUUGCCUUAUUGUGAUCUUGUUUGGAGUCAUAAACAAACAGUUGUGAAUCAAAGGAUUAGGUUUUCCGGAAUCUUUGCUGAAAUUGAUCAAGAUGAUGUCGAAAAUGAAUUUUCUUGAAGAUAUUGGAUUUUGUUCGAACUUUGAGUUCUUUGCUCCACCACCGCAAUCCGCAGUAGCAGAGGUGGAUGCAGGCCGGGAUUGUGAACCCGAGGGUGCUGUUGACGAGGAUUACUCUGAUGAUGAGGUGGAUGUGGAUGAGCUUGAACGACGUAUGUGGAGAGAUCGUCUGCUCCUUAAGAAGCUUAAGGAGCAGAGCAAAGAUAAGGCUAAAGAAGGCGUUGAUGCAGCGAAACAGCGCCAGUCUCAGGAGCAGGCUCGUAGAAAGAAGAUGUCGAGGGCUCAGGACGGGAUUCUGAAGUACAUGUUGAAAAUGAUGGAGGUCUGUAAGGCUCAAGGUUUUGUUUAUGGGAUUAUCCCCGAGAAGGGGAAACCCGUUAGCGGAGCUUCUGAUAAUCUGCGCGCUUGGUGGAAAGAGAAGGUUAGGUUCGACAGGAAUGGUCCUGCGGCUAUCUCGAAAUACCAGGCCGAUCACUCGAUGCCUGGUAGCAAUGAGGACUGUAAUGCAAUGGGUUCAACUCCUCAUACUUUGCAGGAGCUCCAAGACACUACUCUUGGAUCCCUUUUAUCCGCGCUUAUGCAACAUUGUGAUCCUCCGCAGAGGCGAUUUCCUUUGGAGAAAGGCGUUCCCCCACCAUGGUGGCCUAAUGGGACCGAAGAAUGGUGGCCCCAGUUGGGACUUCCGAAAGAUCAUGGACCGCCUCCGUACAAGAAGCCUCAUGAUCUUAAGAAGGCAUGGAAGGUGAGUGUCCUUACAGCCGUGAUUAAGCAUAUGUCACCUGAUAUAGCCAAAAUCCGGAAGCUUGUUCGUCAGUCCAAGUGUUUACAGGAUAAGAUGACAGCGAAAGAAAGCGCAACAUGGCUUGCAAUCAUUAAUCAGGAGGAGGCUUUGGCUCGGAAACUCUAUCCUGAUCGAUGCCCGCCUCCAACUACUGGUGGUAGCGGGUCUUUGCUGAUCAGUGAUACUAGUGAUUAUGAUGUUGAUGGGGUCGACAAUGAUCCCUCUGGCGAAGUAGAUGAUACUAAGCCUCAGAAUAUCAACCUCUUCAAUUUUGGUGUCGGGGCGCCUAACCACAUUUUAACCUCGCCGAUCAAGGGUGAAGUCAUUGAUACUAAUGCUGCUGAUUUUCCUGAAAAGAGGAAGCAACCAACUCCUGGGUCUCACAUGGUGAUAGAUCAGAAAAUAUUUGUUUGUGAGUAUAGUCAAUGCCCUUACGGUGAUACCCGUCUUGGAUUCUUGGACCGGAAUUCAAGAAACAAUCAUCAGCUGAACUGCCUGUAUAGGUAUGGUUCUUCGACUCUCGGUGUUGGAGUAACCAACUUUCAAGGAAACAACAGUGAACCUGCAAACUUUGCUACUUCGUUUGCACAACACGAGAAGCUGCCUGUUCAAUCUGAGAACCAGUCGUCUGCUAAUUUCAAUGUUAAUGGGCUUGGACUCCCGGAAGAUGGGCAGAAUUUGAUCAGUAGCCUUAUGACGGUUUACGAUACAUCACCGGUCCUAACCUCAAACAAGAACGUCAAUCUAGGGAGCACGAACUUUACUGAGAAUAAUCAGAUGGGUGGAACGUUUGUUGGUCAGGGCGGUGUUUUUGGAAACGGGGUUUCCCAAGGAAUGAGCGUAAAUGCUGUGAAGGAUCAUAAUCAGGCUCAGCCGAAAGUCGCUCAGUUCCAGUUAGACAAUGGCUUUUUAGGACAAGCUAUGCCUCCGAUGAAUGUGGGCAAUAACACUCCUCAGCAGAAGCUUCAGUUUCAGAUGGGUGGUACGGGUUUUCAAGGACCAAAGGUGAACCAGCCGGGAAACAACAUGGGUGGGUCUCGGGUUUCAGUGGAAAACAGUCUCUCGGGUCAGAGAACAAUGCCGGGUGGCAAUGUCUCACAGGGAAGCAACAUGGGUGGUUCUCGGAUUGCAAUGGAAAACAGUUUCUCGGGUCAGAGAACGGUGCCAGGGGGCAACGGUAACAACAUGGCUGGUUCUGUUUUACAGUCGAAUACAAUGCAAAUGGAUAAUUGUCGGGCAUUCGACUCAUCAUUUGGAAUGACGCUGAACGACAACAUUGCAGAUUUUGGAUAUGGCGGGCUUCCAUUCAACCUCUCGACAAUUGAUUUCGACCAGCUCUCAAGGCAGGACAGCUCGAUAUGGAACCUUUAAGCGAAGGAAUCAGCUUAGACGGGAGUCAAAAUCAAGGAGUAACCAUGAAGCUGUACAUUCUGAGAAGGAGAUUGCUUUUAGAUCUCUUCUUUUAAUAGGUGAAAGUUUCACCUGCUGAAUUUAAGCUUUCCUUUCUUUUUAUUUUUCUUAUUUUCUUAGAUAAUCUGAAGAACCCUUAUACUGUUGCACUUGUCUGCACCCACACCCACAGGCCCGACCCGUACCCACACUCGCACCCGCACACAAUUACUUCAAUUACUUAGUGUUUAUUGAUGGUAUUUCCAUCUAACAUUAGUUGAAGCUGGGCAUCUUUGUUUGAACAUUAUUUUUACUUGUGCAACUAUAUAUUUUUAUGUAGCCAUGUUGGAAAAACCCACAGUAAAUAUUAUAAAUAUGUUUUGAUGAAUAAUUACUGUAUAUUAUCCCUUGGAUGUAUUCUCUAUUUUCUCCUCUAGGCCACCGAACCUGGUCAUAUAGGCCUGGUCAUAGCUUUUAUGAGCGAAUAUACUCUCUAUUAUGAUGUA